Molecule: messenger RNA, 2039 nt
Organism: Phytophthora nicotianae INRA-310
Lineage: Eukaryota; Oomycota; Peronosporomycetes; Peronosporales; Peronosporaceae
Exons: 3
Coding region: 62-1489 (475 amino acids)
Source: RefSeq, a predicted model, not a curated record
CCAGUCUGUGACCGUUUGCAUCGAGUAGUUGCAACAAUUUGCAACAAACAUCAUAAAAACAAUGUUGCCAGCGUUGCAGCCGGCGCCCACAGCGGAGGAACUGGCGUUGAAGGAACAAGUGACUCAGGUGUUGACAAGUCAAGGUGUGCUAGCCAAGUUGAGGGCAGAACUUCGUGCCGCGGUCUUUGAGGUUAUGCAUGAACGCGAAGGGUUCGUGAAAACAAACGAAGCUCCAAAAUUGAGCGACUUCCCAAUGGAGAUCAGAACAACUGCGUUGUCUCUGAUUGUCGACUGUAUGCGGUUUUUCCAUUGGGAGCAUGCGUUACGGGUGCUGCUUGCAGAGACCAACGCAAAAGAUGAACCGACAGAUAGCUCUUUGCUGGCUAAGAAGCUUGGACUGACAAGCUCAAGUUCCUCGAAUAAGCCGACACUUUUCCAGCUCAUCGAGUCCACGGUGGGAAAUGCAGACCAGAGUGCGAUGCCUGCUAGAACACCGACAACUACGCAGCGUAAUGACUUCGAUGCAGAAGAUGAAGACGAAGUACGUCAACCACCCAAUGCGCCGGAGUCAAAAGCACAACCUUGGAAGCAACAUGUGGAGGUUGUUCAGCAACCGCCUUUAAAAGCGAUCGAAACUUCAAAAGCAGCAAUCAAGGAUGAAGCCAAGAAUAUAGAUGCUGAAAGCAGUGCAGAAAUCGAAGAGAGUAUGGCGGAAGAGGUCCCUAGUGGAUCAGAACUGGAAGAGUCAAACUGUACAAACUAUGAAGAUGAGAGAAGCCAAGAAGAAAGUUAUGUGGGCAACAAACAAUCCACCAUUUUCAACUCGAGGCGACUGGAUAAGGAAGAUGAAGACAACAAUAAAGUUCUGGAAAGUAGCCACGAAAAGGAAAAUGGCGAAAGUGAUGACGACAACGCAAUGUCGUUGCAAGCGCCACCUCCGGCACCGGCAAGACUGCCAGCUUUACCACCGUUGGUUGCUUCGCCAAAUAUUGCUUUCUCUGGGGAUGCAGAUGAUGACUUUGAUGCCGAGGAGGAGGCAGAGCGUUUAAGAAAGCUGGAUGCUGCGCUGCAAGCCAUGGAGGCUGAGGAUGAUACAGGGACACUUCAGCAACUGAAAGCAUCGUUGCAAAUAGAGUUGCAAGAGCAAGAUAGCUUCGUGAGCAGUGGUGGGCUUGCUCAAGUGGAAGAGAGUGAUGGAGAUGGCAAAGAAGAUGAAGCGGAAGCCAGCAAGGGUACGAAGGAGGAAGAUGAUGAUGGAUACGGCAGCAGUGACUUCGAGGAGGAAGAAGAAAUUGCCAGCGAAAUUUCCGAGGAAAUGGAGUCCGUGCCUGAUCUUUCAGACAAGGAGGACGAAAGUGAAGACGGAGCGGCUGUGGCAGCAUCAGAAGCCGAUCCACCAUGCGUGCUACAAAAUGACACCCGGGUGGACAGUGAAGAUGCGUUGAACAGCUACGACUACAUUGAAGAUGUUGAGAAACGUGGAUGGUAAAACGUCCAGAGAUAAGCAGAGUGAAGCAUUGAGUAAAAUUGGCACGUCUGCACAGUAUUACGUACCAAGUAGUAUAUUCUAGUGGGCCAUUACGUUGCGCUAACAAGUACGCGCACGUAAAUUACUUGCGCUUUCCUGAUCCGAUCAGCUUGUUCAGCAGGUUUUGGUCAUCAAAAGCCUCGGGGUGGAUGAAGUAGUGACGGCCACGAGCUUGGAACGAGAUCAUCGGGUGCAUCGCUUGGGUAGGUGGCGACACCUCAGACAGUCGAAACGAGUGUUGCUCCAGCUGCGCGAACAACGUCACGGUCUCCACCGUCACAGUCGCGUCAUCGUUCGUAUCCGCAGUGGGAGCUUGGGAAGCAUCCGUCAGCCACAUCCGCAUCACGUACGGCUUGAACAGGUAGUGGAAGAGCGAGGUCGAGCCAAAACCGAACAACAUGAUGGUGCCGCACAUUGCCCACUAGAUAGGAUCAUGCCAUCAACAAUAACAUAAGCGGCAUCAGUACUCUAGCACUUAACAGAUAUUGUCUAAUAUCCAUUUCGUAUAAAC